Messenger RNA from Episyrphus balteatus (marmalade hoverfly), 863 nucleotides. It is a transcript of the gene sni, whose product is annotated as C-factor. The record is from RefSeq and is a predicted model, not a curated record. Lineage: Eukaryota; Metazoa; Arthropoda; Insecta; Diptera; Syrphidae. The transcript is spliced from 5 exons. Bases 7 to 750 code for a protein of 247 amino acids.
AACGAUAUGAAAUCGAUUUUAAUAACGGGUUGCAAUCGAGGAUUGGGUUUGGGAUUGGUCAAGACGUUCCUCAAUUUACCAAAACCACCGAAAUAUGUAUUUGCAACAUGCCGUAAUAUUGAACAAGCAGUGGAUCUUAAAGAACUUGGCACUCAAAACGAUAACCUUCAUAUUCUCGAGAUUGAUUUGAAACACUUCGAUGCCUAUGCUAAACUAGUAACCGAUGUUAGCAACGUCGUCAAAGAUGAUGGACUUAAUGUACUCUUUAACAAUGCUGGGAUAGCCUCAAAGUCCACACGUCUCAAUUUCGUACAAGCUGAUUCAAUGAUUGACAACUUAACCACAAACACUGUUGUUCCUGUUAUGAUGGCAAAGGCCUUUGCACCUCUUAUCAACAAAGCUGCUAAAGCCAACGAUUCCCUACCGAUGGGUUUGAGUAGAGCUGCCAUUAUUAAUAUGAGUUCCAUUCUUGGCUCAAUUCAAAAGAAUGACUCUGGAGGCAUGUACGCAUACAGAACUUCAAAAGCUGGUCUUAAUGCUGCUACCAAAUCAAUGAGCCUCGAUUUAAAGGACGGCAAAGUACUCUGUGUGAGCAUCCAUCCAGGUUGGGUGCGUACCGACAUGGGUGGUGCCAAAGCCCCACUCGAUGUUGAGUCAAGCACCAAGACCAUGGUAGAGACUUUGAUGUCUAUGAAUGAGGCCCACAAUGGUGGCUUUUUCGAGCACAAUGGCAAACCUUUGCCAUGGUAAAAAGGAGAGUAAUCACUUCUAUACCCGUCCUGCAUUUUGUGGAUGUCGCUUUGUUUUCAUAAAAAUAUAAUUAAUUUGUUUUUUUAUUUAAAAUAAAUAUAACAGUAGUUGAA